AUGAGAGAAGACAAUCCGAAUUGGUUGGCGAGAUGGGAGGAGGAGCUUCCUCCUCCUGAAGAUCUCAUCCCUCUCUCUCAAACCCUAAUCUCUCCUCCCCUCGCCCUCGCCUUCCACAUCGACAAAUUCCCCCCUCCUCCGACCGAUUACGCCGGCGAUUUGACCGAGCCGGCCAGGACUCUGAAGCGGCCGCGGCUGGUGUGGACGCCGCAGCUGCACAAGCGGUUCGUGGACGCGGUUGCUCAUCUCGGCAUAAAAAACGCCGUCCCCAAGACCAUAAUGCAGCUCAUGAGCGUCGAAGGCUUGACCAGAGAGAACGUAGCCAGCCAUCUCCAGAAGUACCGUCUCUAUCUCCGCCGUAUAGAGCGGGUUCGACGGAGCAUUUCAUGGCGUCGCUGA
Messenger RNA from Tarenaya hassleriana, 399 nucleotides. RefSeq names its product transcription factor PCL1. Gene Ontology annotation, biological process: regulation of DNA-templated transcription. The record is from RefSeq and is a predicted model, not a curated record. The transcript has a single exon. Lineage: Eukaryota; Viridiplantae; Streptophyta; Magnoliopsida; Brassicales; Cleomaceae. Gene Ontology annotation, cellular component: nucleus. The coding region runs from base 1 to 399 and encodes 132 amino acids. Gene Ontology annotation, molecular function: DNA binding; DNA-binding transcription factor activity.